CUAAAUCAAGCUAGUAAUACACAUCGAAUUCUCGAAUUCUUGUUCUUAAUUUUGUUCUUGCGAUCCGCUUUGUAAAUCGGAUCAUUUGGUGGAUUUACUGUCCAUCAAAUUGGUGCUCUCGUUGAGAGUUCAAGAAUCAUACUCGGAAGAAAUCAUCCACAACGACGAUGGUGCAAACACGUAGCAACACCAACGUAGGUACCGGAGUUCCCCAACAGGGGGAGAACAGCGCCACCGGAGGUCGGCACCCCCCCAUCACCACCGGGGAGGCUGAGGCCCUCAUUCAGAGGGUUGGGAUCACGAUCGAACAAUUCAAGGAGGUGCUGGCCGCACUUGCGCCCAACCGCGAGGUAGUGGUGGGAGAUGUGGCAGGGGGACCCACAGGCGAGAAGGCUGGACCUGCGGGCUCCCAAGGAAAAAAGAAAAAAGUGAGGCGGUCCCAGAAGAAGAAGGCGACCAAGCCCAAUGGGAAGGCUAUGAUGGCAGAUGCGCUCUCCAGGCUGGAAGAAGAGGACGAGUCGUCCUCCUUCGAGCGGAUGUCUGCUUUUGACCGUUUGGGAGAUCCCAAGUCGAAGAAACCUCGGACCUCUGCGUUCGAAAGGUUGCAGGACACUCGGUCGGCCCGAAAAGGCGACUUGAGAGACACGCUCAAGGAGAAGAGAGGGGAGUCCUCAGCGACCUCCAAGGUCGGUUAUGAGGAGCGACGGACGACAGUCGGGGAUAAGGGUGCAACCGAGCUAUGGAAAAUGUACGAACAACUGGAGAAGCGGCUGGAUGCCCAGAACCCCUAUCGCCAGGCGGUCUUCAGUGAGAUCAAGGCAUACAAUGGGACGACCGAUCCCCAAGACCACCUCGCUCGUUUCGGGGCCAACGUGGUCAUGUACGCGUAUCCAGAAGAAAUCAAGUGUCGGUGCUUCCUGGCGACACUGGAAGGGCAGGCUUGUGAGUGGUUUCACAAGUUACCCAAGGGGUCGAUAGAUAAGUGGGGAGACCUGGUCCACAAGUUCUUGGAGCACUUCGCGUCCAGCCGGAGACAAAAGCUCCCCUUCUCGCAUUUGCUCAAUGUGAAGAUCCGGAAGGGGGAACAGCUCCGGGAGUUCAUUAAUAGGUGGGAGAAGGAGGCUAGGGAUGUCCAAGGGGCGGACGACCAAGCCCUGAUCGCCAUGCUCCAAGCUGCACUCCCCCAAGGGGAUGUGCGUAAGGAGCUGCGACGAAAUCCUCUCUCGACCUAUCAAGAGAUGUUGGCCAAGGUGAAGUACCUGGCGCUGGAAGAGGAAGAUGAUGAGCCACCAGUCCGGAAGGAGAAGAAAAGCGGGCCACCGGUGGCAAAAGGAAAGAAGAGGAAGGAAUAUGGUAAGGGGCCGAACCCCACCGGGUAUCAUGCGAACAGGCAUCCCGUUCACGCGGUACAGUCGUUGCCGGCCCCUCCUCAUGGUCGGGAAAGCUAUGGUGUGCAAGAUGCACCCAAAAACUGCGAGUACCACCGUAACAGCACCCAUAACACGUCGGAGUGCGUUACGCUGAAGAAGGAGAUGGAUCAGCUGAUCGCUAGAGGGCCACCUCCUCGGUCAGAGCGACCGUCCACAAGUAACCGGACCUGGAGGAGGCCGCCAGCCCCCACGACAGCGAUCACAGCAGGAGAGGGGCAAGAAGAUGGACGGCGGCACCUAGGGCGAGAUUGUGAUGACCUAGAUGAGGAGGAGAGGCAAGGUCGCCGACACCUGGGGUGUCGGUUCAUCAUGGGAGGAAACACUGGAGGAGAUUCGGUAUCCUCCCGGAAGAAGUGGAAGAACAUGGUGUACCUGGCCGAGGUACAGAGGCCACCGCUGCCUAAGCGAAAGAAGAAGGAACCUAUGAUCUUUACAGACGAGGAUUAUCCCCCAGUCCUCAGUCCUCACAGGGACGCUCUGGUGAUAAGAGUGGAGAUCAAUAAUGUGGCCGUCCACCGAACCUUGGUCGAUACGGGCAGCUCGGUCAACGUAAUGUACAGCAACACCUUUAAGGAGUUGGGAUUGUCCCGAAGCGACCUGAAGCCAAUCCAUACGCCGCUGUCAGGAUUUACAGGGGAUACUAUCGAAGCAGAAGGAACUAUCACGGUAAAGGCCGGGGUAGGAGAUGGCACCCACCGACUCUGGGUCGACAUGGAAUUUAUGAUAGUACAGCUCGACUGAGCCCACCAUCUGAUUCUGGGACGACCAGGGUUGGAGGACCUGGAGUGCGUAAUCUCCCCCGUCCACUUAUGCCUAAAGUUCAACACUCCCACAGGGGUGGGAGUAGCAAAGGGGAACCAGAGCCUGUCACGG
Cuscuta campestris is the source of this 2303-nucleotide messenger RNA. The record is from the annotation of a GenBank genome assembly. NCBI's taxonomy places the organism in Eukaryota, Viridiplantae, Streptophyta, Magnoliopsida, Solanales, Convolvulaceae.